AAAACCUCCUUUUCUUCCUCUGACUUCUCUGUUCCCUAACUCUCCACUUCUUUCUUACCUGUUCUUUCCCAUAAUUAAACAUCAAUACCCACCAUCUCUAUGUCUCUCUCUCCCCAUUUACUCUUCUUUGCUUUUUAUUCCUUUUCAGUUAAACUUGUUAAAUAAAAAAGAAAAAAAUAUCUAAGCCCACACCUUACCCUCUAUUAGUGUUUCAGAAACAUAGAAAACUCAAUGACCAAUUUUGUCUUCUCAUAAACAGUCAUAGCUAGGAAAGCUACACUGGAAACAGAUGUCUCCGAUUUCAAAGCAGUUUUUAGGUGAUUUCAGAAGCAGGCCACUUUCACUUGAUCUUGAAAUUUGAGAAGAUUUGAGUAGAGUUACGAUCACUGCUACGAGUUACCAAUCCAAUAUCCCAUUUGGCUGGCCAAACAUAUAAUGAAACAAACAAGCACCAACUAGAAAUGCUUUUCCAGCAGGGAAAGUUCAUUUUUAAGCCAUAGGAAUCAUAAAACACGGAUAAAGUAAAUAUCCCAGAGCAAGCUCAGAAAUAGAUUUCAUUCUGGAUAAUCUGGUGGUUAACUCCCACUCCUAUUUGUUAAAUUAGCUUCUAACUUGAGCACAGCUACAUCAUGAAACCAAACUUUGAUCUUGAAGUUGAGGCACAUGCAGAAUAUGAAUCUGAAGUUAGCAGCCAGGUUGCUUCCAAUGUUUCUAUUCAAGAAACCUCUAUAGGUCCUUGUAGUGACAGCCUCACUAACAUUUCCCACACCACAAAUCCAAUUGGGAGUCAUCCUAAUUCAGAUGCUAUUUCACUUGACUUAACUCUCAACUUCAAGAACAGUGAGCCAGGGGGAAGAGAUUCAAUAGGAUUCUCAUUCUCAAGCACUAGCGAGAGCAGCAAUGAACCUGCUUCUCAAACCACAGCAGCGACCAUAUCACGAGUCUUCUCUUGCAAUUACUGUAAGCGCAAAUUUUUCAGCUCUCAGGCUCUUGGUGGACACCAGAAUGCCCACAAGAGAGAAAGAACAUUAGCAAAAAGGGCUUUGAGAAUGGGAUUUUUCUCUGAAAGGUAUGCCAAUCUAGCAUCUCUCCCUCUUCAUGGUUCCUUUAGGUCCUUAGGAGUAAAGGCACACUCUUCACUGCACCAUGGCUUCUCACCAACAAUGAGGCCUCCUGAGAUAAAAAGCAACGCAAGAUUUGAUCAAGGGUAUGUUGGCAUCCCAAUAUUCUUGGAAGAUGAUGAGUCAGAUUUGUUGUGGCCGGGUAGUUUUCGUCAGGUUGUCGAGGCUGGUGAUAGUCAUCAGAAUUUCAUACUGACUGGAAGUUCAGAUUUGAGUUUUACUGGGGUUAAUCCACCUGUAGACAUAGAGAACUCAACACCAGAUUUGACUUUGAAACUUUGAAGGACGUAAUUUGGUACAGUUCCGGCCUUGAGUUGUCUGCUUUAUUGUUAUGUUGUUGUACAGUAAGACAUGCAUGCAAGGGGCCAAGAUUGCCAGAUUCGUUACUAGACUUGUUGGGUUUCCUUUUAGUUUCAUUUUCAGUUUUCUCUUAGGAAUCUUGCUUUGGUAUUUUGCUUUGUAUGUUUCUAGUUGUAUAAGGGCUCCGGGAGGACAAUUUUGGAGCUUCUGUGCUUGUUAUAUAAAUCAUGUCUUUCCUUCACUGUAAUUAUUGAGCUUCUAUGUGUUUUAGUCUUCAGUUUUUAUUCUGGAUUCAUAUUGACAACUAAACCGAUCUAAAUUAGUAGUACUA
Vigna umbellata (rice bean) is the source of this 1752-nucleotide messenger RNA. The record is from RefSeq and is a predicted model, not a curated record. NCBI's taxonomy places the organism in Eukaryota, Viridiplantae, Streptophyta, Magnoliopsida, Fabales, Fabaceae.